Messenger RNA from Salvia miltiorrhiza (redroot sage), 2275 nucleotides. RefSeq lists its product as uncharacterized. The record is from RefSeq and is a predicted model, not a curated record. The transcript is spliced from 11 exons. The coding region runs from base 888 to 1673 and encodes 261 amino acids. Lineage: Eukaryota; Viridiplantae; Streptophyta; Magnoliopsida; Lamiales; Lamiaceae.
AGAAACUAUAUCAUUUAUAUAAUGAAACAAUAUGUGGAAUGAAACUAUAUUACUUAUAUAAUGAAACAAUGCAAGUUAAAACUACAAGAAUUAGAAUGAAACUAUAUCAUUUAUAUAAUGAAACAAUGCACGUUAAAACUACAACAAUUGGAAUGAAACUAUAACAUUUAUAUAAUGAAACAAUCACUAUUAUGACAUCGUCGAAGCCUGAUCCGCCACGGUUAAAGUCACCGGCGACUGCCACAAGCCGUGCACCGUCUUCAAAUUGCCGGAGAAAAUUGCAGGCGACAGUGAAAACAAAGAAGCAGGAGAAGCUUCAAGAAGAAUCAUGAGAUCUGCAGGCUGUGCUCGGAGGCGGUGAAUGACGAGAUCGUGAGAUCGGAGAAGAGAAUCAGAAGCGAAGAAGCCGUGAAUUUCAAUGCUCUCGGCCGGCCGAAGAACCUGACAUAGGAGCUUAUCACCGCCAUGAAACAACUGCUUCUGAGGAGCCUCGACUCGCCGCGGUCGGGGCAUGUGAAGAUUUUACCGUGGUUUCUCUCUCGGGAACGGUGAAGUAAAAAAAAUCUACUGAAAUUAAAAAUAAUUGAACGACCUGCGUGGUAUCCAUAUUAAUGCGGGUAUGACCCGGGUGCACCGUAUACCUAGGUGCAACCAAGAGUGUCUCAAGUUGGUAUCGGAUCGUAUUAUAUAUAAUGAUAAUUUAGACUGGAGUGGAUGAUAGCUAGGAGUGAAGAUAGUCUCGGCGGUUCUGCACCACGGGCUCAACAAUCCACCACUACAAGUCCAUCCGAUGAGGAAAACCAAGGUGGCUGACAAAACAAGAGGAUGAAUAACUCUGCGUAAAUGGAACACAAGAACAAAAAUAUUGCUAAUAUAUCUGCACACCCAUGAAACCUAUAGCACCCACUUCAUCAUCAACAGCUCUGCCAUUAUAUCGUUGCUGCUGUUAUCCAUCCAAUAUUGUGGCCAAGAAGGGUAAGACAUCACAAACACCUUCUCCUCAGGGUUCAGAGCCAACACCUCCAAGAAUUACAUCAAAUGUGAAGCAGAAUUUGCAGUUCUUAAAAUUAUGGAAGGAGUUCAGAAAGAGAAAUUCCAAUACUCCGAAGCCGGCUACUAGCUACCGGAGGAAAAGAGUGGAGAAGGAUGUAAUGCCAGAAGAUACAGAGCUUUACCGUGAUCCUACUUUGAGCUUAUAUUACACAAAUCAGGGCAUAGAGACUGCAAUACCAGUCUUACUUGUUGAUGGUUAUAAUGUAUGUGGCUAUUGGGCGAAGUUGAAAAAGCAUUUCAUGAAUGGAAGACUUGACAUUGCUCGACAAAAGCUUGUAGAUGAAUUGGUAACGUUUAGUAUGAUGAGAGAGGUGAAAGUGGUGGUUGUGUUUGAUGCUAUGAUGUCUGGCCUGCCAACACAUAAAGAAAGUUUUGCUGGAAUUGAUAUAGUAUUCUCUGCUGAAACCUGUGCAGAUGCAUGGAUUGAGAAGGAGGUUGUCGCUUUGAAGGAUGAUGGCUGUCCAAAAGUUUGGGUUGCAACGUCUGAUCAUCUUCAACAAAAUGCAGCUAAUGGAGCAGGUGCCUUUGUGUGGAGUUCAAAGGCAUUGGUCACGGAGAUCAAAGCUUCUCAAAAGGAACUGGAGGAGAUGCUGAUAGAUCAUAGCGCUGAGAGAAGGUAGCUGAGUGAAUUAGGAGUCAAAAGAAUGCAUUGGGUAGUAGCAAAUUGCAGAAGUGUAGAAGAGGUCAGAAUUUGAUUGUGCAACUAUUAUCAGCUUCAUCACGGAAGACAUUGAACUGAAUAAAUAAAGAAAUUGGUAACUUGGGUUGGCAUCAUAUCAUAUCAUAAUUUGAAUAUUUUCCCCGCUCACUCAAACCACUUUCAUCAGUUUCUGAGUAAGUCAUUUGCUUUAUCUAUAAUUUGAAGUUCGAGGAGUGGCAGAUCCGACUAUGUUUGUUCGAAGCCACUUAUGCAGAAGUUAAUUUUUCGCUGUUUUUGCAGAUCGACUUCGAUGCAGGGUAGAUUGUUGAAGCACAAUCUGGAUUCAAAAGUCGUCGAUGCUCUCAAGGAUCUCAGAGAUAAGCUGUCUGAAAAUGCAUCAUCUAACUGAGUUGAUUUCUUCAUUGCGUGCCCUUAACAUAAUACCUAAAGCUUUAAGGAUGUAUGUUGGGAAAGUUUAUUAUAUUUAUUUAUAUCUAUCAAAAUGCAGCCCAUAGGAUGUUAUCCAACAUCUUACGUUUCUUUUAUCUGCUUCAAAUAUAAUUUAUUGUGUGCAUUUGUAUA